GUUGACAUACGUAUGCGGAAGUUCGGUUGUAAACAAAAACGGACAAUCACUACAUUUAACUUCUGAGCCAAAAAAGAGCAUAGCUGUAUCAAAUCGAUCUCAUCUUUUAAGGGUACGAAUUGAUCCAUCAGCUGUUUCAUUAUCAACAGUUUGUUAUCUUGUACUAAAUGGCACAAACGGGAGGUUCGUGAUUUGUUACGUAACUGUCGUCAGUAUUCAGUCGUUUAAUGCUAGUUAGCUAGGUGCUAGCCAGCUAGCUGGACGGCGCGACUCUGCGCUUGUUUUAAUGUGGUUUAAAAAAGAUAUUGAGAGCCACGACUUUGUGUGACUGUGAUAGAAGUCAACUUUAAAAUCGUUAACCCGUGAGCCACCUAUAAAAUCUGUCAUAUUGGUACGUUGAAUAAGUUUAAACGCCAAAGGGAAGCGCGGUGGAACUGUAUGAGCGUCGUUCUCAUAAAAAUUUACCCCAAACUGUCAAAUAAUAUUUUGACUGUAACGGAGGACCAGCGAGCUACUGUUAUUUAUCUGUGAUCCUACCGUGCUGUCAUCCACUAAAACACGCUGUGAUGAAAACUUUGUAAACUCAUCCUGGAUGAAGCUACAAAAUGAUGCCUAAUUUGAAACCAUAUUUCUGCUUUAAAUGUUUGUAUUUAAGAACGAGAGGAAAUAUAUAGUUGGUGGUUUAAAAGCUCGUGUCUGUCCAUGUGAAGUGAAAGGAUCUCGGCCGGAGAGUGUCAGAUUUCCUGCUGAAUUUGCUGAAGUGUCUUGUAUGGAGGCCCCAAGCUGACAGUCAUCCUUAGAUUGUACAUUUUAUUCAAUAAUUUCAUUAAAGCAGGUUAAUUUGAGGUGCUUUUGACAAAUCUCACAGUGCCUGAUGUGAGAGCACAAUGACAAGCCUGCUGUUUUAUUUGCCAUUAUCUAUAGAAAAGCAGGACAAUGAGUUUAUUUAAUCUGCUGUAAUGGAAACAGCAGCUUUUUAGUUUGACAAGAAAAAUACGUAAAGAUCUUGGGACAGCAACCAAAAGUUAUUGGGAAUGUAGUGCCAUUAUUGCUUUUAUGAUAGUGCAGUUAGAAACUUGACACAGUCACGUGUAGUUUUGUUUCAGCAGCAGGACAGCAGACUGGAGGAAUCACUGAAAUGAUUGCUCAAUGGGUGCCCAUCAUCCUUUGAGCUCUGCCCACAGUCUAACACAGUGGUUUUCCUGUGUCAUGAUAUGAAAGAGGAGAAAAGGUGACAGGCAAACAAAAUACAAUAUGCAGACAGUUGAAUUGUGGUCACCUGAGGGCUGAGGAAUAUAAGAAACACGAGAAGCCACUUGGCAAAUAAGUAUUUGCAAGGAUCAAAUCCAGCCUGGCCAAAGACCUCUAAGGGGAUCACAGCCUUGCAUCCCUCUUACACUGCCAGACCUCAAGAGAUGUCGAAAUACAUCACCAAAGACUUAUGGACAUUGGCUCUCGAUGAACUGGAAAGAUUCAGAAGAGUGGUAAACACUCUGAAGCCAAACUAUAAAAUAAUGGAAUUUAUUCCAAGGCAUCAUUUCUCACUUCUUUGAUAUUGCUAUGAAUAUUGUACGAUGGAUUUGUUAUUAAAAUAUUUUCAUAUUGUCAGACUGAUAUAAUUACAUCUCUAAAAAUGACUCAUGAUCACAGGAAAACAGUUAUUCACAUGUAUGUAUGGAUGUAUGCUAGGGGCUUGCAUAGAAAACAAUUUUUUAAUCUUUAAAUAAGAGCUUCAUGGAAAACUAAUAUUCAUUAUAAUUUUUGUCUUUGUGUCAUCUGUUUUUGUGUCUCUGAGAUAGACUCCAGAUGAGUGACAGUGGUUGAUGUGAGUGCCAGCACUUUACUUUAAGAAGAAAUAUUUGGGUGUUGUUGGCCUGCAGACAAGGCUGCAGUCAUCAUGUCGAGGAAACAGACGGCAAAACCUGUGCGUAGCAACAAAAAGAGCGAAUUAGAACGGAAGAGGGAUGAACGAGCGGCAAGACGGGCCAUCGUGAAGGACCGCAAGAACCGACCUCAGGAUUGUGAUGAGGGGGCGGAGUUUGUCAGUUUCUCCAAUCAGCUCCAGGCGCUUGGACUGAAGCUGAGAGAAGUCCCUGGAGACGGGUAACGACCAAGAAAUAAUAAUUUAGAUGUCUUACAGUACUCUGCAUUAUUUGGCUCUAAUUAUUGUAGACACUUAAUGCCAUAAUCUGUUUAGGGGCAAAGCUAUCUCCCUGGAGGCCACAGUCAGUACGAUUUGCAGCUUUAUGGCUGCUGCUUUUUAUUGGAAAAACAUAAAUGGAGCCAAACUUUGGCAUCCCAUACCUUUAAAAAAUUAAAAUUUAGCCCAACUUAUCUAACAACCCCAGCAACAGAAUUCCAAGUUUGGAAAAAUAGCGGGAAAAUAUCUCAGUCUCUCCAGCUUAACGAAAACUUUAAUUCAUCAGCUAUCAAUUCUGUUUACCUACUGAGAGACUAUUUUCAAGUUUUGAAGUCUAAAACAAUAGCAAGACACUGAUAUUUGCGAACACUUCAAAAGUUGCCAUCUAAUGCCUGCUCCAGUUUAAGCAUGAGUGGAAUACUGGUCUCUGAUUUGAUUUGAGUGUCCCCUUCAUUUUUUUAUGAUUAUUUUUUGGCAGAAAAACUUUCACAUUAUGUCAAAAUUGAGACUUACAUGCCACUGUCUUUGUUUCCCACAGGAACUGCCUCUUUAGAGCUCUAGGCGACCAAUUAGAGGGACACUCCCGAGGUCACCUGCGUCUUCGGCAGGAGACUGUCCAGUACAUGAUGUCUCAUCGCCAAGACUUCGAACCCUUUGUUGAGGAUGAUGUACCUUUCGCACAGCAUUGUAAGGAAAGGACCCAGUCUGUAAUUCUCUGUUAACAGGUAGAAAAAUAAAGACUAUCAGAUACGGAUAGCAGGCAGACUGUUUUGGUAAUAAUUGACUCUGCCAUUAUUUUAAUCCUGAAGUUCCUAAUUUGACCACAACUGUGCAGUGACCUCUAGUGGCAAGCAGUUUUGUUUGCCUUAGUCACUGCUGCUGCAUGGACAAAGUGCAACCUUUUCAAAUCUGUCCAAAACUGCCCCCUUUACCACUCCCCACACACUUCCCUUCAGUGUGUGCAUUAGUAUGGACCUGUGGUUGUGGAGUCAGAAUGGAUUGGUCGACCCUCCAGCAGUGACUAAACUAAUGCUGGAAUGUCAUUUAUUGUUUGUCAUGGGACAUACUGUCAAUUUACAGACAGAUAUACAAUCACACAAUAAAACUUGUAAUGUUUAGCAUACAUUCACAAUGUGAUUAACCCCCCUUUCACUCUAAACCAUGUGUUCUGAACUUGUUAAUCAUUAGAUUCCUUCACUGACUUGCAUUAAAUGCACUGCUCAAAGUCUAAGAUGUUGUGUGAUUGCGGAUUAGUAGUGAAAACUGUGUUUUAUUUCUCUCUACCCAGUGUCCAACCUCUCACAGCCUGGUACGUUUGCAGGCAAUGAUGCUAUCGUUGCUUUUGCUCGAAGUCAACAGGUGAAAGUGGUCAUCCAUCAGCUCAACACACCACUGUGGGAGGUAGGGACUGAGGCGCAGGCAAAGACCUUCAAGUGUUAUCACAUAGUCUUUGAUGCUAUUAUCAUGAAAUCUAAUUCUCUGUUGGCACACCUUCUUGCAGAUCAACGGUGUAGAGAAGCAAGUGUGCAGAGAGCUGCACAUCGCCUACCGGUACGGGGAUCAUUAUGACAGUGUGAGGCGAACUGGGGACAACUCUGAGAGUCCUGCUCAGCUUCGUAUCGAGGUAAAUUAGAGUUUAUUAGCAUUCAUUCAACAACCAAAUGAAGGCAUGAAUAAAAAAAGAGAUAUAGUGUAAGUAGGGCUGGACGAUAAACCGAAAAUUUACCGAUACUGAAAUUUACGGCAAUAACCGACGUCAUUUUGCCCAUAUGGGUAUAUUUGGUGUCAAAAAAAUAAAUAAAUAAAAGUUGGUUUUAGUUGUGUUAGGUAGGCUAUGGUCUCAUGUCCCUUUAAGACACUGUCCUACGUCAGAGACGUGACUCCACCCCAUCCAGUCUGCAACAAAGAGGGAAAGACAGGUGAGGAGAUGGAGGACGGUUCAAAAGUUGUAGCUGCUAGAACAGUGGCUGAAGUAGAUGAAGUUAAUGUGGGAGGGGGUGAGCAGCUUGUGGAGUAGUUAUCAUCCAUUUAUUGUUAUUGAGGUGAACUGCUCAGUGUAUUGUGGUAUUGAUUUGAGGCCGUAUCGCCAAGCCCCAUCACUGAAAUUUUAAAUAUGUGAACUAUAGUUAUAUCUCAACACAUGCUGUCACCUGUACAUUCAUUCUGUUAUAAAAGGCAACAAUACAAUGACAUACAACCAAGCAUGCAUUUUAAAAAACAAGCCACCCCAACAUGUCAGACCUGGUCCUUCUGUUCCACUCAGCCCUCUGUUAUGAAGCCUGGAUGUUGCUUUCAAGCUAUGUCUCCUGCACUUAAUGUGUUAAAAAUUGCCGGUGCUUUGGAGCUGUCUGUUUUGUGUUGUCUGUGUUUUUGUAAGGAAGGGAGUUAUUGAGUGGAUGUUUUUUAAAGUGUACUUCUUUGACCGGCUGGAUGUCUGCUUUUUCUGCCAGGUAUACAGUGUAUUAUGGGGAAUCAAUAGAGCAGCAUCAGGGAACAAUUACUUCACAUUUUACAGCAGCUGAAAUCAUUCAGUAAAUCCCAGAUUAAGUACUUUUGGUGUCAGAAGUGCAUCAGGCAGUAUUUAACAUUUAUGGUUUGAGUAUUGUUAAAGUGUUUAAAAAUUUAUUUGAUCUCUUUCAGCGUCUUUUUUUCAAACCAACCUUCUAUUUUUUCCUUACUGCAUACUUUUUCUCUAGCUUUAUUGUAACCUCAGAUUUGUCUGCUGUUCCUCUCUCUGUUGUUUUAUUCCCUUCUGAGAAUAUUUCUUUCUCUUUAUCUGUCAAUGUACUUUAAAAAAAUCCGGUUCAGGGGGUGUUAUGUAGAUUAAGCUAUACACUUUUAUACGAUUAUAACCAACUAUAAGAUAUUCUCUGAAGUAACCACUACCAAUGCAUUCCUGAAGUUUUCUUUCUUUUUCUUCUUUCAGAAUCUGCAGAACUCACGAGGCCAACAGCGUGAGUUUGGUGACGGUCAGAGGGACAGGCAGAAAAAUCCGUCUCCCACAGCCUCAGAGGAGGACAAUGUGAUCCUGAGCUCCAUCAAGAAUCGAGGAAUCCAGGGUCAGAAGUUACUCUUGACUCAUUAGCUGCAGGAGGAAUUAGACUGAAAGGUCAAAAGUGAAAAACUUUGUGAAAAACUUCAUGACUGUUGUACAUUUAGACUCAUCCAUUCAGCUAAAAUCCCCACAAAUAUGUCAGCCUGCAGUUUGUUACUCCUUUGGCUUGACAUUAACAGAACUGAUUGCAUUACAUUGAAUAACCAAUCCAGAUGUUCAUGUGCAUGUUUCCGUCUUUAGGGGAUGAGGAGAACUUACUCCAGCUGAGUGCAGCAACCAUCAAUGCUGAGUGGCUCGUUGGCUCCAUGCUGGGUCAGUCCUGCCAGGGCCAGUGUGACUCAGGAUCCUGUGCAGCCUGCAGAGCUGCAGCUGCAGACUGCAGGGAGCAGAAACAUCCAGCAGAGGGCAGCAAUGUGCAAAAAUCAAAGGUACACUCACUUACUGGCCAGGCAGUCAAGUUGGAUUACAGUGUCUGUCACUUCUUUUGACUCUGGAAUCACAUGAUAGCUGAAGUGUUCAAAACAACAUUUAAGUGAUUCACAGUAUUUAUUUUCUUGUGAGAAUAAAUGUUUCCACACAUUUAGACAAGGCACGGUUAUCUACAUUAUGACAGUUACUGGAGUAAUAUUUUUUUGUGAUCAAAAAAGAUGAUGUCUCUCUUUAUUCAGAGGUUUUAUGAUUUAAAAACUCUUUGUUUGUUCCGGGGAUUGCUAAGAAAAAGUAUCAAAACAUGUUAAACUGAACAUUUCUGGAGGAGGACCCCCAGAUCCCCCAUAAAAUGGUCCUGUCUAUGCCCAUGAGUCUAUCAGGUAUUUGAAAGGCAACAUUUUUUGUUCUAUUUAAAGCAAAGAAAAUGUACUUCUUUUUCUCUGUUUGCUACAUUAACCUUUGCUGUAUGACUUUGUAGGGGGGAAAAAAGCGCAAAUCCCUACACUCUUACAUUUCACUAAAUGGAAAUGUGAAACCUUGAAGAGUUUAAACUUUGUUACAUAAUAGCGGUCAGUCUACUUCCGAGAAAGUAUCAGUCCAGGACACAGGGGUUUAGCGUGGGACUGUUUGGACUCUUGGAAAUGAGUAGAUGAAGAACAAACUUCCAGAGUCCAAUGUCAGCUCUAACAGAACAUCUGAAAAGUUUGUUACACUUUCAUUUAGCAGACGUUUGAAUGCCUUUACGUCACACACUGUCACAUGUAUCUUACUUUUUAACCAACGACAUAGCUUCAAAUUUAUAUGGAUGAGUAAAAGUUUUUUUUAUUUUAUUUCGCUGGCCUCAAGUGGUGUACGAAGCAUCUUAGGAGAAGAGAAAUAAAAUAACAAAUCAAGGUUUAUCCUGAGAAGACUUUUAUGAGAACCAGAGAGACUUUUGUGAGAUCCUGACAAGUUUUUGCAAGAUCUUUCAAAAGCUUUACAAGCCAGCCACCAUGGCUUUCACACAUGUGAGACAUUUGAAGAGAAUUCUUAGUGCAGAGGGACAUUCUUGUUGUGUAGAGUGUCUGUACCUGACCCUCAUAAAGUUGGAGACUUAUUCACUAAAUCCAGCCUUCUCAGGUCAGUAACUCAUCAGACUUAGGGCUCUGCUAAAACUCUUCUAAACCAUACUAAAGCAGACAAGAAGCUACAACAAGGGCUGUUACUGAGGUGCUGCUUUUGUAAAAACUUGGUUUAUGAGUGACUGGAAGGGAGAGACUGGCCAUGAAAAUCUCUUUAACUUUCAGUUACAAGUAAGCACAGCUCUUGGGUGCCAGGUUAAGGAAAAAAUUAAAACAUAUCUGGGUGGAUGGUUUGCAAAUCAACACACUUCGGGAUUCCCCUUCCUGCAGAUUGCCAAACCAUAUCUACUGAUUAAAAUAUCCUGCACAUGGAUAAUAAACAGUGCACACAAAUUUGCACAUCGCUCUUUUUUUUGUACUUUUAUUCACAAUUUUUGCCUUUUAAAAACUGUACAGCACAUACCAGAACAAAGAAACAAACAAGAUGAAAAAAAAGAUAACAAAAAUAAUAAUAAUUAGAAAAGCGCUCGGAGAGCGCAGACCUCCGCCAAGCAGCUCAUGUCCCCCCUUAUAUUGUGAUUCACACCAAAACUUUUACUGUUACGUGUCUUUUAUUAACUUUUAUUUGUGUUUAAACUGGUAUGUUCACUGUUCAUAAUGUUCCUAAAACAACAAAGCUCAUAUUAGAUACAUAAAUGCAUGAUUUAUUAUGCAAUAUUUGUAAGCGUACACUUCCUUGUAUCUUCAUUGGUUAUCUUUCAGCAUUGAAAAUUCCAACUACACCCUUAUUUUUGUGUGUUCUGGAUCACAGUAUCCGGAAUUUUGUCUGGAUCAGGAUCAACCUUUGACACCUCAUAAAACUCAUUGAGAUCCUUUUGUGUAAUUUUUUACUAAAGACUCUGGCCAUUUUUAUAGAGUUAAAUGCAAAAAUUCCAACAUUUGCCCUAUCUCACAAUGAUAAAGAAUCCUUUAAAAAUUUCCUGGAUCCAGAAGGCGAUCCGGAUCACCACCAAAAUGUAAUAGGAUCCUCCUGGGGCUGAGACGCACUUCUGGUUAAAAUUUCAGGUCAAUCCGUGGGUAACUUUCUCCGUAAAGUUGUUCACAGACAAACAAACAAACCAACGCUACCAAAAACAUAACCUCCUUGGCGGAGGUAAUAAAAUGAAGACAAAAGAAAGAAGGGCUACCAGACAAUUGUAAAUUACAUGAGUAGACUUACAGCAAAAAACAAAACAAAAACAUACUUACAGUUGUAAUGUACAGCAAGUACUAUGUGAAAAGUUGAGUCAGGCAUCACGUCUGAUACUGGGCCAGAGGGGGUCCCCAGAUUCUCUCAAAUCUAUUCUGUUCAUUGGGUUUGUACAGGCGCAGUCUUUCCAUUUGAAUAACUGAUAACAUCUCACUGAGCCAAGGAGCAAAAGUGGGAGGAGUGAUGCACAUUGCUCUUUUCAUGGUUAGCUUGGUACCUGGGGGGGUUGUUGAAUGAGACAAGAGCCCCCGUUGUGCAAAACUGUCCCUCACUUGAAAGAGAACCAUGCUAACAGCUAAGUACUGACUUUAUAUCUGUGUCUUUGAGGUUCAUUUCUAAACCAACUUCAACAAAUUCUUCAAGGGUGUGUGCUCAAACCACAGUUGUUAAUGUUCUGCUGCACUUGUAAUCAAAAGAACGACAUAACCUGGAUGAAACACUUUUGCAAGAUGCUUUUGCAAAGCUGUCGCAAGAUUUCAGACAUAGCCUCCUCUGGAUAGAUCUUCAUUAUUUUCUCUGCUUUGUUCUUUGAGGGUUGGCAGUUAUCAGCUUGUAUGAGCCUUUUUAAAGCAGAGGCAACAUAGCAGUUCAUUACAAACGUGGACGGACACAAGAGCGCUGUGACAAAUUAAAAAAACUUGUGUAAGCCUGAGCAACACAUUAAAAAAACAGUAUUUAAGAAAUUGAGACGACACGGAAAGACACUGCUUUAAAAGGAAUGAAAGCCAAGAAUGAAAAAUAAUCAAAGACAUGGUUUAAUACUUUAAAAGGUGAGGAUGAUAUGAAUGUUAGAGAUAGCUUGUUCAACAAUUCAAAGGCUACGGCUGACAAGAUGUGAUCAUUUCUGGUUCAGUCCAGCCUUAGGGACAAUAAGAGGCAGCUUAUCAGCUGAUCUUAAAGACCCUGAGGGGCUACAAGAGGCCUUAAAGAGGUCAGAGAUGUGUUAGGAUGCAGCAUCUUUAAAUGAAUCUGAAAACAAACAGGGAAGGGAGCCAGGAUGGGGUUUAUACUCUUAGGUUUCACAUAAAGGCACUGGAGGACUGUUGUUUCAUCACACAAUGUGGACAGACUGCUGCAGUUUCACCCUGAAACAAAACUGUGCAGCAGAGAAAUACCCGAGGAGUGAAAAGACUGAAAUUUCACUUUCUGUUGUUUCCAGGUAUCGAACAAGCAGAGGAAAGAGCAGCAGCGGCAAGAAAAGAAGAAGCGGCAAGAGGAAAGGCAUCGUCAGAAGUUCCUCCAGAGUAAAGAGGGUCAGGACCAAAACCAGAACCUGCCAGAAGCUGUUACUUUAGUACCAGCUCUCAACACUCUCAGUAUAUAAACUGGAGCAUGGCCAAAAUAACCUUCUGCUACCGGUGGCUAACGCUGUCCACAAAGUUUUGCACAUAGUCAGAAUUGAGUCAGUCAUUGGAUGACUUCUCCUAAAGACAACCCUAUAGUUUCUUUGCAAACGGUAUAAACAGUGCCUGCAAACUUGUGUGUGUGUGUGUGCGUGUGGGAGAGAGAAAGAGAGGGGUGUAUGAAAGUUAUAAACGAGCGCGUGAAAGAGCAUGACUUUUAGUGUUUUUGUGGGGUUUUGAUUGAGCUCAAUCCCUGGUUAGUGAUGGUAAAAGUAGAAACUCCUCACAUCUGGUCUACCUACCACGCUACCUAAACCUUUCUACGCAGGACAACCAGCUUCUCAUGAUAAUCGUGCCGAUACUCACGAGCUGCUGGGCUUUUUGAUUUGCCACAGAUUGAGUUCGUGUUCAUUCAGAUGUUCAGGUCAUUCUGGUCUUUUGAUCUGACCAGAGAACAAAGUGGUGGAGUGGAGAGAUGAAUAAUUGUUAUGCACACUGUGUAUGAAACGUGGCAAUAAAUCAUAAUGAUAAAUUAUAAUUUCCUGUUCUUGUGUGCAGCAAAUAAUAAUAUAUCACAAAUCAUCCAGGAUUACCAAAUGAAAGGUACCUCUUAAAAUCUGUCUUUUAAAAAAAUUCCUUACAUCCACAUCACUGAGAGGAGUUGGUGGGUUUCCAUGGUGGGUUUCCUAUUGCAUUUAUGCCAUUCGUUGAUAAAAACAACUGUUAUCUAAAAACUGAACAAAACAAACACAACAGGUACACUUAAAGAAGAGUUUGAGAUUCUAUUACGUAAAAGGGAAUCAUGCAACUUGUCCUUUUUUAAAAUGAUUUCUCAGGACAAAAUAAACAUGGGAGCAUUUGUCCAGAAUGAUGAGGUACUUUGUAAAUUAUUCAUAACUGAAACAGUAGUCAUAACUCCGGUUUCCAUCUGAACCAGCUAGAACGCUUGGACAACAGGUGGCUAGUAUUCACUUCCAGCAUGAAGGCUUAAUCGUGCCUAAACCUUUUCAUUGGACCAUCUGUCCAGAGUUUUAUGGUGCCACUCAACUGAUGUGAUUACAGAAAAUAGCCAAACAGUAGUGGGGCUGCAUGUCCCAAAAAUAAAGGCCAAAAUAAAAUACUGGGUACUUAACCAAUCAGAACUAUUCUGAACUGGAGGAUUUUAUACUUUAAGAACUGUUUAUCCCCAAUGCAAGAACUUUUGGAGGGUCAAACAAAGUCCCUGAAACCUGAUACAGACCUAAUUGUAGUAGUGAUAGAAAGCGCUGAGUUCUACCAAAAGUUCCUCGUUCCCUGCAGAAAGUCCCAGAUUUGGAAACAUGCAUGUGCAUGCAAUGUAGGUACUUUUAAUUGCUCAUGACAAAAUGUGGUCUGUCCGGAGAUAAAGAGGUGAUAUUUCUUGUUCUAUGUUGCCAGGGAAGUAUUUGCCCUUUUCCAAGAGGUCAAGUUUGGAGUUCAAAUCAUGUAGUCAUAUUUCGUAUUUCAUGAUGGUUGCAAAUCGAGAAAGCAUGGCAAUAGUGGAGGAGGGUUCUGGAGUGUUCAGGGGGUUGUUUUAGAGAUAGUAGAUGGAAUUUAGUAUUGGAGAGAGAGUCUAAAAGUGAGGGUUUUCAAAGACACUAAACCAGGAUCCAGGUUUUGUGGAGCAAUAAACUCUUAAAAGCUACAGUGGAAAAAAAAAGAAAGAAAAAAGCUCUCAUGAGGAAAAUAUAAAGGCUGAAAAUAGGCACAGUAUCCCCUGUUCAAAUUAACUUUGGUCAGCUUCCCUCCAGAAGAAUCUUCUUGUCCAUUAAGUACACUUGCAAUCAGAACAUGAGCAUUGUGAAUUUUUACAAUGAAGAGUGGUGUCAGGAUCAUGCUGAGAGCUGGUAUGAGGAAUUUGUUAUGAAUUAUUAAAUGGACUAAAAUGACAAACUUAAAGAUCCUCAGAGAAACUGAAGAUAUUUAAUUAGUCAGUUAAAAUAGAAACAUUUGACACAUUUUACAAUCUUAGAAGUGUGUUUUAAUGUUUCUCCAGUUUUAAUAUUGGUUGACGUAUUAUCGGACACUUGACUAGCACUUUAUUGCAGAUGUGUAAUGAUUAAACUAAGGUAGAUGAAUGAUGAAAAGCCUGACUGCAGGAACUACUUCCAGUCUACUAGACUUACAUCACUUUUAGUAUUUUUCCUAAAUAUACUGUUGUUUGGCAGUCCUAUCACUGAAUAGGACUGUUGCAUUUAGGUACAGCAUUUACUGUUGCAUUUAAAAAAGCACAGCUGGACAGCAUUGUAAAAUCUGCUCAUUAAGGGAACGUAUUUCUGCCAAUAUGACGCUAAAAAAAUAAGGUGGAUGCCAUAACAGAGACACUUAAUGACAAGUGUUGCUCGUUAUUUUGAGGUGAUGUUACUAUAACUUAAAAAUAAAUAAAUAAAAAUAAAUUAUAUUUUAAAAAACUUCAUCAAAUCAUCAUGAAAUGCCACAAACCCAACUGACCCAUCGCUAAGCCCCGCCCCCCUUAGUUACUGUUGCUAACUCGAACAAACAACCAGAGCUGAGCAGUGCUUUACAAUAGCCGCCGCCGGUGUCAAAACCAUGUUACUUUUUGGUAGAGUAAAAUUAAAGCCAUUAAACAGAUGAAAAAUCACGACUUCUAAUGCUUCUCUAAGGGGCUGAAAGCUACAGAUGUCAGAGUUCCGGUGCCACUGAUAGUAAACUGCCAUUGGCUCAUCUGCGUUCGAGGGGCGGGACUUAGCGAUAGGUCAAUUCCAACACAGUUGGGAGUUGUGUAAAAUUUAAAUAAACACAGAUUUUGAUGGUUGGCAUUUCAUUUAAACUCAAAGUUCAAAAGUCUUAGAAUCGCAUUCCUCAGGGUAAAAUUGCAAAUACUAGGAAAUCUGUCAAAAAAAAGACACGACUAAAAUGCUGGAUAGCCAUGAUCUUUAGGGCUCUUAGGUGCCACUCCGUUAAAAACAGACAUGACUCUGGGCUGGAAAUUUCUUUGAAAAACCAUUGUCUGUGAGCACAUUAUUGCAUCCACAAAUCAAGGUUAAAAAUGUACUAUGCAAAAAGGUAACUUUAUGUUAACAUGGUCUUCUUAUGUCUCUCUGUGGUUUCAAGACUCAAAAUUUGACACGUUGUUUGGAAAUCAUAAUUGCUGCAUCCUCUGCUCUAAAGAGGGAUAAGUCCACCCAACUUAGGAUCAGCAUACACACCAAAAUCCUGCAUCUCUGAUGACAUUGGUGACGUAUAACUUACAUGUUGGUGGGCAUUGUUACUGUAGAACAAUAUGCCAACACUCCCAAACC
Molecule: messenger RNA, 12558 nt
Organism: Xyrichtys novacula (pearly razorfish)
Lineage: Eukaryota; Metazoa; Chordata; Actinopteri; Labriformes; Labridae
Source: the annotation of a GenBank genome assembly